CCACAAUAAACUUUUUUUGGGGAGCACCAAAAACCCAGGCGUUCACUGAAAAACCUCGGGUUGAAUCCCAGUCGAUAAAAACCAAAGUGCCGUUCUCCCUGAGAGGCACACCAACUGCACCGACACCGACAUUAUUGAACACAUACCUCUUGUCGCGAUUCAGCAUCGAGACUUCCACUAUGCCGAAAGCACCCUCCUCUCUCCCCGGCAAGAAACGCCAUAACCCUCUGGCCGACGAUUUGGUGGCCACCGGAGUCCUUAAGAACAAGCCCUCAAAGCGAAAGACCAAGGCCGAGCCCGAGGAAGGAGAGAGAUAUGUCGACUCUCGCGCAAGCAAGAAUAUCCUGGCGAUGAGCCGGGAGCUACUCCAGGAAGAUGAGCAGCAAAGCGAAGAAGAAAAAGGCGGAGAACGAGGAGCCUUCGAUUUCAACCCGUCAAACUUCGACAGUCGCGAGCAGGAUGAAGAACUUUACGGCGAAGACGAAACCUGGGGGGACGAAGAGGAGGAAGUAGAGGAGAUUGAAGUAGAGGCUGGUGACCUGGAGGUGUUCCAUAAGUUCAUCAAGCCCUCUAUGGAGGACGAUCCGCUCCUUACGCAUGGCUGGGAUAUGAAGGGUGAUGGUGGUCAGGAGCAACAACAGGGUGGUGGACAAGAUCUGGCCGAAAUGAUCCUGGCUAAGAUCGCUGAACAUGAAGCUCAGCAACAAGGCGGGUGGCACGACGACAACCCGGCCGACGAGGAACACGUUUUGCCACCAAAGGUCAUCGAAGUCUUUGAAAAGAUUGGAAUGUUUCUCUCUCGGUACCGUAGUGGCCCUCUCCCGAAGCCGCUAAAGGUGCUCCCUCAGAUCCCCGGCUGGGAAGCCAUACUCCAGGUCACCCAACCCCACAACUGGACUCAUCAUGCCGUUUUCGCUGUCACCAGAAUCUUCGUGGCAGCCAAGGCAAAGGUUGUCCAGCGGUUCAUGGAGAUGGUUGUUCUUGACCAUGUCCGUGAGGAUAUCUCCGAGAACAAGAGGUUAAAUGUACAUCUAUUUAACGCUUUGAAGAAAGGUCUAUACAAGCCGGCUGGUUUCUUCAAGGGAUUCCUUCGGCCAUUAGUUGCCUCAGGGGUUACUCUUGUCGAAGCUCGUGUCGUAAGUGGUGUUCUCACACGCGUGUCGAUCCCCGUGAUACAUUCGGCCAUGGCCCUCAAAGAGUUGUGCGAUUUUGCGGCGGAGAUGGUUUCAUCAAAGAACGAGUCUGUUAGUGCCGUUAACUACCUGAUCAAGGUUCUUCUCGAUAAACGUUGGUGGCUGAUUGAGGAUUUACACAAGCAGAAGAAGCGAAGCGAAUCCUCGGAACAAGCCCCUGUCGACGAUGGCAAGUUUGAUGCAGUCAAGAAGUAUCUCGAUCGCCUGCCCGAGGCGGAGAAGCCGGUCCCAGAACAGAAGACUGAUGUCGAACCGAACACCAAGGGCCGUCGUGUGCGCUUUGGAAGAGUGCUGUGGCAUCGCCGGAGGUCGACCCGAGCAACGGACAACUCAAACCCGAGCUUGUCAGAUGUGGACCGCAAAGAACGACCCAGCGGUCCGGCGAUAUGGCUGACCCAGUUUCCAGGCGGAGAGGCAACUCGUGUCCAUACUCCGCCCUACAAAGAAGACACAGUCGACGGACGACCGCGUAGUCUCUUCUUUGACGUAGCUCGGCCAAACAGUCGACACGAUCAAACUCCAUCCGAAACAUCCUCUACGCGAGAGAAAGUCGGUAUCCGAACCUCCCGGUCGUCCCCAUUGAAUGUGAAGAGCCGUGGCAGAAGAUCGCAACAGAGAAGUUCGGCCAGCGGCGCAUCGGGAAGAGGUCUUGGGGGCAGUAUCUCGCCGUACAGAGUUCCAUCGCCCCGUAAGGCGAAAGAGGAUGGCUCCCCAAGUCGGAGCAAAAGCGGACCUGCAAAAACAAGAGAAAAGACCAGAUCUCCCCUUGCCACCACUCCAAAAGAAAGCGUCAAAGAGUGGUGGGACGCACCUUUGAGAACGCCAGACACCCCACCUUCUACACCGACACCCCGAACCCGGGUCACGAGAGCAACCACGGGGACAGCGGCGAUGUUCAAGUUUGAUGUGCCGGAGCACUUGCCCAGCAGUCCCAUGUGCCCUGCCAAUCCCAAGAAUCCCAAGUCAUUGGGGAAGGGGGUCUGCGUGUAUCAUGGGAGACGACGGAGUUCACGUUUUGGGUUGGCGGGGUCGGAUUCUUUGCUUUCUCCGAAGGUUGAGAGGGAGGAGGCGGCUUAUGACGAUGGGAGUAAUUCUAUGUAAUGCUUGAUUGACCACGCGUGGGGAUGUUCAAAGAAUAUUCUGUAGUUCAGUUU
Messenger RNA from Podospora pseudopauciseta, 2347 nucleotides. It is a transcript of the gene ENP1, whose product is annotated as snoRNA-binding rRNA-processing protein. Gene Ontology annotation, cellular component: cytoplasm; preribosome, small subunit precursor; nucleolus. The record is from RefSeq and is a predicted model, not a curated record. The coding region runs from base 180 to 2294 and encodes 704 amino acids. Gene Ontology annotation, molecular function: snoRNA binding. Gene Ontology annotation, biological process: rRNA processing. Lineage: Eukaryota; Fungi; Ascomycota; Sordariomycetes; Sordariales; Podosporaceae. The transcript has 6 exons.